GGGAUGUAGACCACAACCUGAACGCUCGGGAGACGGCAAAUUCCAGAGCUUUCUCCUCCCUCCUCGCCGCGUUCCCAAUUCCAUUCACCAACCCAAAAUAAAAUCCGUCCCCGACCAACCUAGUCGGGAAUUCAUCCGGCGAUCCCACCUUCCUUUCCGCUGCCUCCUUCGCCGCGCUCCGGGAGUUCCAGCUUGCCGAGCCCACCUAAUUGCUGGGGAAUGGGUAGAGGGCAGAACGGAAGGGACGAUUUAUUCGGUGGCAGGGACCCAUUUGCUGGGUUUGGUGGCUUUGGUCCCCAAAGGAGCUUGAUUUCUGGCAUCUUUGGAGGAACUGAUGAUCCAUUCUUUACCCAGCCAUUUGGGGGUCGGAUGGGUGGUCCUGGCAUGUUCGGACCUAGUCUUUUCCGGCCGAUGGGAGGCCGGUUCGGGGACAUGAGGAAUGAUGGAUUCCUCGGGCAAGCUCCGCCGAGAAGUAGCAGCAGGAAGCCUGUAAUCACCGAGCUUGAUGAGGAGGAAGGAGAAAACACAGAGCGCGGUAACGAGCGGUCGAACCAUGGUUCUUUAGUUCAGGAGCCGGAAGAUGGGAGUGAUGAGAUGGAAGGGGGCCGAGUCCAGCUGCGGAGGGAUUUCAAUAUGGCUAAUGGAGGGCAGUCACAGGCUCGUACUUUUACAUAUCAGAGCUCUUCUGUGACGUAUGGUGGUAUUAAUGGAGCUUACUACACCGCUUCAAAGACUUGGAGGGCUGGCAGUGAUGGAACUACUGUGGAAGAAAUUAAGGAAGCAGAUACAACCACUAAAGAGGCCACUCAUAGAAUCUCCCGAGGAAUCCAUGACAAGGGCCAUUCCCUGACAAGGAAGCUGAAUUCGGAUGGGAAGGUUGACACCACACAGAUACUGCACAAUCUGAACGAAGAUGAACUAGCUGGAUUUGAGGAAUCAUGGAAGGGGAAUGCUGGUCAUCACUUGCCUGUCUGGAAUCAAAAUGCUGGUGCACCUAAUAAUGAUAAUUCUGGUAACCGUGGCUCCAGUGGACGUGACCGGCGAUCUGCAUGGGGUUGGGUGCGUCCUGGAAGAGAGCAAGCCCGUGAUGCAAGCCGCAAUGAGAAGCCAAAAUCACGAGUCAUCCCAAUCUCCUGAAGAGAGUAUCUUAUAGCAUCCACGGAGUGAAUAAGUAAACGGCUGGUUUGUGGACAGCAAGGUCGAGGUCCAAAUUCGUUUGAAAUGAGCUAGGUCCAAGUAAUCGAGUCCUGAAGGCCUCGGUGUGCCCAGCGCUGGACGUUCUAUUGUCUGAAUGUAUCGGAACUGUAGAGAUCCCUAUUCAGGGUAUAUGUAGUUGUGUAGUACAUUGAUCUCUGAAACAAUUUGGCACCCAUGUUUUGUAUUGUAUGUUGGCUCAUCGAGUAUAUUACUAUCUUACGGUAAAAGUACCGUAUAUAUUGCAAACCUAAUUCAAUGCUCACUUCCUGCUGC
Molecule: messenger RNA, 1470 nt
Organism: Phragmites australis (common reed)
Lineage: Eukaryota; Viridiplantae; Streptophyta; Magnoliopsida; Poales; Poaceae
Exons: 7
Coding region: 220-1137 (305 amino acids)
Source: RefSeq, a predicted model, not a curated record